CAAAACCUUCUCUCCCUUCGAAUUUCCCCAUGGCGCUAAUUUAAACCCCAAACCAAAACCCACUCACUCAAUUCCCAAACCAAACUCAACAUUUCGGCAUCACAAUCCAAGCCAGAGUUAGAGACGAGAGUUCGAAUUGCAAACGAUUCAAGAAAUUAGGGUUUCUAAUGGCGUCCGCAAAUCCCAGAGACGGCGACUUGCAGAUGGUGCCGCGGCCGCCGCGCGAGAGGAAGCUAAUGCAACCGCCAAGGGCUCCGUCACCGCCGGCUUCGACUGAGAUCGUGGAGUACAAGCCGCCGGUGUUCAAGGAGGAGGAAGAGGAUAUCGAAAUCAAGCUCCGGCGGAUUCUCGAGAACGUCCCCGUCCGCGUCAGCAACACUUCCGGUAGUUCCGCCGGUUCCGGCUCCGGUGACUUUCAUCAGUAUCGGCAAAUGAGACGAAGAGAGCAAGACAGGCUUGCUAGGAUGGAGGUUGACUAUCAGAAAAGGAAAGAAGAGGCAGAGUUCAAUAUGAGACGGGAGGAAAGAUUGAAAGCAGCCGAAGAGCGGACCGCAAAGAAGCGUUUGAAACGUCAAAAGAAGAAGCAGAAGAAGAAGGAGAAGAGAAUGAAAACAAGUUCAGGUGGCGAAGAGACCAAUCAGAAAGAGGAAUCCUCCGACGAUGACAAGAACUCUGAUGGUGAUGCUACAGACUGAACAAGAUUGAGCCAAACGGUAGGUUUUGAUGCAUUGGCUCAAGUGCAAAGUAGACAAGUAAUCAUUUUUUCUGAGUGUAGAGUGGCAACUGUUGGCAACCAAAGAUGGACUUGUGUAAAAUCUGCAUGGAUCAGAAAUAUGGACAUUUGAAUCUUUUAGUGAACUGGGUUUAUAUUUUGCUAGCAAUUCCAUCAAAAGUUGCCAUACUUGCAUCUCU
Molecule: messenger RNA, 912 nt
Organism: Argentina anserina (silverweed cinquefoil)
Lineage: Eukaryota; Viridiplantae; Streptophyta; Magnoliopsida; Rosales; Rosaceae
Exons: 2
Coding region: 168-695 (175 amino acids)
Biological process (GO): negative regulation of protein kinase activity
Cellular component (GO): nucleolus
Molecular function (GO): double-stranded RNA binding; protein kinase inhibitor activity; protein kinase binding
Source: RefSeq, a predicted model, not a curated record